Molecule: messenger RNA, 1585 nt
Organism: Vespula pensylvanica (western yellowjacket)
Lineage: Eukaryota; Metazoa; Arthropoda; Insecta; Hymenoptera; Vespidae
Gene: Idi
Product: isopentenyl-diphosphate Delta-isomerase 1
Exons: 2
Coding region: 178-906 (242 amino acids)
Biological process (GO): isopentenyl diphosphate biosynthetic process; isoprenoid biosynthetic process
Cellular component (GO): cytoplasm
Molecular function (GO): isopentenyl-diphosphate delta-isomerase activity
Source: RefSeq, a predicted model, not a curated record
UUUUGGUAAAAAAAGCCUCGAAAGUUAAACAGGUUAAAUAUUAUGGAAAUAUAUGAUAAUUAAUGUAAAUUCAUACAAUUUCUAUUUAUAGAUUAGUUAUAUUAUAUUAUAAAUAUAAAGAAACUGUUUAGUAUAAAAUAGACUUUUCAAGUGUUAAGAGACUUAAAUAUAAGUAAAAUGAGUAGAAGUAUAUUUUCUAUGAUACAAAAAUUAUCAUCUAAUAUAAAAAGUAGUAAUAUGGCACAAAUAGCUUUUCUACAAAAAGUUGCUUUGGAAGAACGUUGUAUUCUUGUGGAUGAAUUUGAUAGACCCAUUGGUAAUGCAUCAAAACGAGAUUGUCAUAGAAUUAACAAUAAUGGUACUAUACCUCUUCAUAGAGCCUUCAGCGUUUUUUUAUUCAACCAGGAUAAUGAUUUAUUAUUGCAAAAACGUUCUCCAUGGAAGGUAACAUUUCCAGGCUGUUAUACAAAUUCAUGUUGCAGUCAUCCUUUAGCAGAAAUUCCUGGAGAAACUUUAGAGGAUGAUGCGAUAGGUAUCCGUAGAGCAGCGCAAAGAAGACUUAAUUAUGAAUUGGGUAUUCCGUUAUCAGAGAUUCAACUUUCGGAUUUCUUUUAUUUAUCAAGAAUUCAUUACUUUUCUUCGGGAGAUGGAAUUUGGGGUGAACAUGAAAUAGAUUACAUAUUAUUUCUACAGAAGGAUCAUAUAACAAUUGAUCCCAACCCCGAUGAAGUAAGUGAAGUUCAAUGGGUAUCAAAAUCGAUGAUUAACGAUUUGACACGUACAAUAAAAGCACCAUUAACACCUUGGUUUCAACUUAUACUUCAGUAUAAAUUACAACUAUGGUGGGAUAAUUUAAAAACUUUGGAUAAAGUACAAGAUUAUUCUGUAAUACAAAAAUAUUUGUAAUACAUUGAUAUAAUUAACUCUAUUUCUAUACAAUUUAUAUGUAUUAUUUUAUAGUUAUAUGUAUUCUUGCUGUGGAAAAUUUUGAAUUUCUAUGCUUAUAAUGAAUUUUCAAAUUUAAUUUUUAUGAUUGAAAUUUAUGGUUAUUUUUUCGGAAAAAAUAUUAUAAUCUUAAAUUUUCUAUUUUAUCAGAUUAUAAUGUCAGUAUAUUAUAAUGGACAAAAAUAUUUUAUUAUUAUUAUCAUCAUUGUUUUAAUUGGGAAUAUUGUAAUGUAAUUCAAAUAAAAUAUUUUAUAUACAUUAUAUUACAAAAAUAUUAUUUUCACAUAGAAAAAAAUUAUCUCUAAUUUCAUUGAGAUCGUUAAUCUUGAUAAAAAAUUAUAUGAGCAGUAGAGUUUGUUAAAUGAUGUAUUAUAUAUAUAUUUUGUUUAAUAUAGUAUUAUAGCAUAUGUUUAUUAGGUACUUCCCGAGAUAAAACAAACACUUAUGAUUUAUGAUAAUGAUUCAUCAUAAUUAUCUAAUUAUUUUGUCAAAAGACCUUGAAUUAGAUCAUCAAUUAAGUUAAUAUAUGAUAUCGAUAGCAAUUUAGAUAAUAUUACCCGAAAGUUGAACCUUCUUAAUUUGAAUCAAUAAAAAGAUUAAUUGAUAAAAAAAUAUCAUUUAAAUAAAAAUUAUGAAAAAC